AUGCCCGCGGCACCGGCUGAGUCUGAGCAUGGACCGCCCCAGGUGGCGGCGUUCGCGGGGCUGCUGCAGCGGCAGCAGGCGCAAGUGGCAUCUGAGGCGGGCGUACCCGAGGACGGGCUGCUCUACAGCUACAAGCACACGUCCAACGGCUUCGCCGCGCGCCUCACGCCGCGCCAGCUGUGGCGGCUGCGGCGCAACCCCGCCGUGGCGUCCGUCCGCGCCAGCCGCGUGUUCAGCCGGCAGACGACCGACUCUCCGCAGUUCCUGGGGCUGCCCGGAAAGGGCCUCUCCUCGCAGCUGCCCGCAGGGUGGAAGGGCAAGUGCGAGCAGUCGAGCUCGUUCCGGUGCAACAACAAGGUGAUCGGCGCCAAGGCCUUCUAUGCCGGCUUCCAGCAGAGCUACGGCCGGCCCGUGCUGACCAAUGACUGGCUCACGCCGCGAGAUGCGGACGGCCAUGGCACGUGGUGCGCUGGAGCAGCCGCGGGCAACCCCGUGAAUGUGAAGGGCGGCGGGCAGGUGAGCGGCAUGGCGCCGGCAGCGCGCAUUGCGGCGUACAAGGUCUUCUGGAAGGACGGCAACGGGGCAUUGACCGCGAUGGAGUCAGAUAUCAUCGCAGCCGUCAAUCAGGGCGUGGCGGACGGUGUGGAUGUGCUGUCGCUGUCUCUGGGCAGCAAGAUUCCCGAUCCCAACGACCACUAUUUCAACGAUCUCGCUUUCAUGCGCGCCAAUGCUGCCGGGGUGUUUGUCACCUUUGCUGCCGGCAACAACGGGCCUCCCGGGAGUAUUGGUGGAGGGUACUACCGCACGUUGGACAACUUCGCGCCUUUCUACCUCACCGUUGGCGCCAGCACCAUUGCCCGAGGCGGCGCGUCCCUCGCCUCCUCAACUGCCGGCGCUCAGUCGCUCGCUUUCGGCGCCACCACCAGCAGCAACGGCACUGACAGCACGGACGGCAGCAGCAGCACCGUUCUGACUGCUGACGGCGGGAUCACGUUCACCACUGCCUCCUCCUCCGCCCCGGUGGUGGCUGGCUUCUCUUCCCGCGGCCCCCUGCUGCAGCCGUCCGCCACGGCCCAGCCACCCAAGGCAAGCAACGCCAUCUUAAAGCCCGACAUCAUCGGCCCCGGAGUGGACCUCUAUGCUGCCUUUCCUGGCAAGAAACCCGGCGAAACCGGCAGUCUUGCCAGCAUGUCGGCGCUGAUGACGACGGCGCGGGUGACGGACACGAGCAAGAGCCCGAUCAAGAGUUCGACGGGCAGGGAGGCCACUCCGUGGGAGAUGGGCGCAGGCCACGUGUUCCCCCCCGCCAUGCUCGACCCCGGGCUCACCUACGAUGUCCGCGACCGUGACUACCAGAAUUUUCUUGCCGGGCAGGACCUCAACCGCGCGACAAGGGAGUUUUGGGGGGUGAAGCUCUCUCCUCUGGCUGUGCGCAACCUCAACCUGCCCACCAUCACUCUGCCUCGCCUGCAGGGCUCCCUGCAGGUCACCCGCACCGUCACCAAUGUGGGGCAGUCCCGGUCCACAUACAGCAUAUCUGGGAAGGCGCCGCAGGGGGUGAAGGUGACUUCGUCGGCUAAGAGCCUCACGCUUGCUCCCGGGUAG
Molecule: messenger RNA, 1605 nt
Organism: Closterium sp. Naga37s-1
Lineage: Eukaryota; Viridiplantae; Streptophyta; Zygnematophyceae; Desmidiales; Closteriaceae
Source: the annotation of a GenBank genome assembly